Molecule: messenger RNA, 882 nt
Organism: Meira miltonrushii
Lineage: Eukaryota; Fungi; Basidiomycota; Exobasidiomycetes; Exobasidiales; Brachybasidiaceae
Exons: 2
Coding region: 1-882 (293 amino acids)
Source: RefSeq, a predicted model, not a curated record
AUGGACGGACCCGUUCAAAAUGCAGAGGCUACCACGCCUUCAACAUUUAAUGUUCACGAUGAUACAAAGUCCAAUGAUCAAGCCGAAAGCACAACAUCAGAAAAGGUUGGAUUAUUUCAAUCAAUUCGACAACGUGCAACCGAUUCAAUCUCACAUGAAGAUUCUACAAUCCCUUUGGCAUGGCAAGCAUUAUUGACAGGUUUGGUUGACGCUUUGAUUUAUAGUAGAAGUCAAAUUUGGACUGGUUUUCAAACCGGAAAUAUGGUUCAAUUUUCACAAAAUAUCGCUCAAUUCAUUUUACCAAACGCAGAAAAGUUUCCGCUUUUAACGUUAGAACGUUCACUUAGUGUUUCUUCUUUUAUUUGUGGUAGCUUUUUAGGUGGAAAGCUAGGAGAUCGUUUCGGUCAUUCAAAACGUGGUUGGGUUGCAUUUUCGGCUUUCAUUCAAAGUUGUUUAUUAUUCGGAGCUGCAAUUAUGUUAUUAUGCAAACCAGAAGAUAUGCUACCUACAAUUCAUUAUUGGCCGCCAAUAAUUGUUAUGACUUCCCUUUCAAUGGGAAUGCAAUCCGUUUCUGCACAAAAGUUAUCUUCUCCUGCUUUUGCUACAACUGUGGCAUUCACUGCAACUUUGACACAAAUCGCUUCGGAUCCAUUCUUGUUUCAUCUUUCUCUAGCGCCUGUCGAAAAAGCUCGAAGAGAUAGAAGAAUGUUUGGUAUCUUUAUGCUUUGUACGGGUGCUGGAAUUGCAGAAUGUUUCUUAUAUUCUCGUGCCGGGUUACGAGGUGGAAUGACAAUCGCUGCUAGUUUCAAGAUGGUUCAAGCUAUCUUAUGGUUCACUGCACCUCGUGGUCAACCUGUCACCGCAAACGCACAAAAAAAGUAA